GUUAAUCCGGAUUUACCCUGGAGCGACGCCCCUCGCUGCUAUUUUCCCCCACCACUUAUCAUCACUACGGGCUUCCAUUUGAGGGAGUUUCGCAUUGUUUCUGCCCCGCCAUAUUCGUCACAGGCCUCUGGUUUCAAAAAAGCGCCAUUUCUUUAAAAACACCGUCCGUCCCGUCUGCUCUUGCUGUACAAUUUUUUGCCUUUUCAUUAAAACACCUCUGCAAACCACCUUUACCAGAUCCGUUCUUGCAUCGGUUCAAUACCAAAUACCAGACCAUAACCAACAUGUCUUCCUCUCUCGAUCAACUCAAAGCCUGUGGCACCACUGUCGUCUGCGAUUCUGGUGAUUUCCACACCAUUGAGAAAUACAAGCCUCAAGAUGCCACCACGAACCCUUCUCUCAUCCUCGCCGCCUCCAAGAAGCCCGAAUACGCCAAGCUGAUCGACCCGGCGGUCGAGUAUGGCAAGAAGCACGGCAAGACCGUUGACGAGCAGGUCGAUGCCACUCUUGACCGACUCUUGGUCGAGUUUGGCAAGGAAAUCUUGCAGAUUGUCCCUGGCAAGGUCUCCACAGAAGUCGAUGCUCGAUUCUCCUUUGACACAAAGGCUUCCGUGGAGAAGGCUCGCCACAUCAUCGAGCUCUACAAAUCCAUCGGCAUUGACAAGUCUCGUGUCCUGAUCAAGAUUGCAUCCACAUGGGAAGGUAUCAAGGCCGCGGAGAUUCUACAAAAGGAAGGAAUCAACUGCAACUUGACCCUCAUGUUUUCUCUUGUCCAGGCCAUCGCUGCCGCUGAAGCCGGAGCCUUCCUCAUCUCCCCCUUCGUCGGCCGUAUCCUUGAUUGGUACAAGGCUGCCAUGAAGAAGGAUUUCCCUGCCAGCGAAGAUCCAGGUGUCAAGAGCGUUCACUCCAUCUUUAACUACUACAAGAAGUACGGCUACAACACCAUCGUCAUGGGUGCGUCCUUCCGAAACAUCGGUGAGAUCACCGAGUUGGCCGGUUGCGAUUACUUGACCAUCUCACCCAACCUUUUGGAGGAUCUGUACAACUCGAAAGAUGCCGUUCCUAAGAAGCUGGAUGCCAAGGCUGCCAGCUCUCUGGACAUCCAGAAGAAGAGCUACAUCAGUGACGAAGCUACCUUCCGUUUCGACUUCAAUGAGGAACAAAUGGCUGUCGAAAAGCUCCGUGAGGGUAUCAGCAAGUUCGCCGCCGAUGCCGUCACGUUGAAGGGCAUCCUGCGAGAAAAGAUCGAGAAGAGCUCUUAAGGUUCUUGAGAUUGUUAGCAGCUACCUAUUUGGACCUGAUAUCAGAUUGUGGAUGUGUGUGUGUCGAUUGGUUGGGUUUUUGAAGUGACGACCAUUUCGUGGAAACGACUUUCUUUCACCAAGACACCCCGAAAAAUUUCAUACUAGGUACUCCGUAUUAGAUUGGGCAUUUGGCAUGACAAGUACGAAAUUUGAAUUGAAUCCAGCUACGAAGUACUUUGUAUGGGAUUCAUUGAAUAUUGCUACGUAUCCGUGUCGAGUACAUAUUUCAUCAGGAUUUGAUUAUAGCAAUCCUCAUGCUCAUGUUCUUCUUUGUUA
Messenger RNA from Exophiala oligosperma, 1580 nucleotides. RefSeq names its product transaldolase. The transcript has 4 exons. Bases 285 to 1262 code for a protein of 325 amino acids. The record is from RefSeq and is a predicted model, not a curated record. Gene Ontology annotation, biological process: pentose-phosphate shunt; pentose-phosphate shunt, non-oxidative branch; carbohydrate metabolic process. Gene Ontology annotation, molecular function: transaldolase activity. Lineage: Eukaryota; Fungi; Ascomycota; Eurotiomycetes; Chaetothyriales; Herpotrichiellaceae. Gene Ontology annotation, cellular component: intracellular anatomical structure; cytoplasm.